UUUUUGAAAUUGGCUUCCAUAGGGGUACUAUAUAAUCACUUCGAUUCGACUCUGCGUUAGUGGCAUCGAGUUACACCACUAUCCACAAGAUGAAGUUCAAAUCGAUUACUACUAUCCUUAUCCUCGCUGCAACAGCUGGGCCCGUAGUCGCAGGCCUAAUCGCAUAUGCUAUCUGUCAAACUGCUGUCUCCACUUUUUUUAGCAGGCUGCAACGGAAUCGCUGUUGCGUGCUACUCUGCAGCCGGAUUUACAUUCGGCGUCGCAUUGCCUGCGGCCCCUCCCGUCAUUAUAGCUUGCAAUGCAGCCCUUGGGGCAUGUAUGGCAGCUUGCGCUGCAAUCGCGCUUGGACCCACUCCCUGAGUGAGUCCAUUCGUGAAUGCGGCGAAAAGAACAAACAUGUUCAAGGCUUGUAACGUAUUCUUUGUGGCACUAGUGUAUCAUUUUCAUCUCGUAGCUGUCGGUUUUUUGAAGUCGUUCUAUUAUUCAUGUAUUGUAUGGUUUGUAUUCGGAUCUUCGACUGUACAAAGUACUUCUAUCUUACAUGCUGUCGUUCUAAC
Molecule: messenger RNA, 557 nt
Organism: Suillus fuscotomentosus
Lineage: Eukaryota; Fungi; Basidiomycota; Agaricomycetes; Boletales; Suillaceae
Exons: 4
Coding region: 90-413 (107 amino acids)
Source: RefSeq, a predicted model, not a curated record